Molecule: messenger RNA, 3545 nt
Organism: Oncorhynchus keta (chum salmon)
Lineage: Eukaryota; Metazoa; Chordata; Actinopteri; Salmoniformes; Salmonidae
Product: probable E3 ubiquitin-protein ligase HERC3
Exons: 23
Coding region: 339-3386 (1015 amino acids)
Biological process (GO): protein ubiquitination; ubiquitin-dependent protein catabolic process
Molecular function (GO): ubiquitin protein ligase activity
Source: RefSeq, a predicted model, not a curated record
ACAGCGUCAGUUUAUUGUAGGCUAUUUCGAAGAUAACUGGGCUGAUAUUGUCAAUAGACGUUCACUUUCGUUUUCGGCCUUGAGUCAUAAGUCUUGAGUCGAAACUGCAUUUAUAUUUGUUUGUAGGCGUGUUUUCUUUUAUGCCCUCUAUAAAUACAGUUUCAUUUAAGAUUCAUUUUCGUUUCCUGCUUUAUUGAUAAUGAUGAUGAUUAGUCUUUCUGUAUGUCAUAUGGUUGGUUGCGGUCAUAUAAACCCAUCAUUGAGUCGGAAACAUCGGCAGGUGCCUCUCCUUCAAGUGUUAGAAUCUGUAUGGACUAGUUUAAGAAUAAUACACAACAAUGAUUUCAUGGGGAGAGGAUAGUCGUAAAGGCUUUGGUUUAGUGAAGCCGAAUGGUUUAGAUACGACCAAAACGGAUAUUAGUUGCGUUAAUUUGAUACACCUUAAAUCUAAAAUUCAGGCUCUGUCCGCAGGUAACAGUGUGGUCGCGUUUAUCAGAAAUAAUGGGAGACUAGUGUCUGUCGCACGGAUUCAAGAGGACCAAGAUGGGAGAAGAUUCACAGGGAAACUGAAGAGUGUGACAUGUAAGGAGAGGAUUCGGGCUCUGAGUUGUGGAGAUUCUCAUGCUGUUUUACUGUCUGAAGAGGGUCGGGUUCUCUGCUUGGACAAAGCCAACAUUCUCAGCCCAUUGGGUAACCUAUGUAACCGACAGGUAACUCAGGUUGCAUGUGGAGACCAGCAUUCAAUUUUACUAACUCAGGAUGGUCAGGUUUUCACAUGGGGUCAGAACACCAGCGGUCAGCUGGGUUUGGGGUGGGGCGAGCCACGCGACAUGUCCAUGUCCCCCAAGCCCCUGAAGUCUCUAUCAGGGAUCCCCCUGGUUCAGAUCACUGCAGGGGGAGAACACAGCUUCGCUCUGUCCCUUUCUGGAGCUGUGUUCGGCUGGGGCAAGAACACCGCCGGACAACUGGGACUAGGGGACACAACAAACAGAUGUGCUCCAGCUCAUGUUGAUUGCCUGAAUCUGAAGAAGACUGUUUUGAUUUCAUGUGGAGGAGAACAUACUGCCGUUCUGACAAAGGGAGGUGUGGUGUUCACAUUUGGCUCAGGCUGCCAUGGACAGCUUGGACACAACUCUCUCCGAGAUGAACUACGACCUCGAGUGGUGGGGCAACUUUGUGGAUUAAAGGUGACCCAGAUAGCCUGUGGAAGACACCACACAUUAGCAUUUGUGGGGCCCUCCAAUAAGAUCUACUCAUUUGGGCGCGGAGAGCAAGGGCAGCUGGGAAAUGGAGUAAAGAUUGAUCAGUCUGUGCCCCUUCCAGUACAACUGCCAGACCAGAUUGAUGACCAGAAAAUUGAACACAUUUUUGCUGGAGGAAACCAUUCCUUUGCGUUGUGCACUCUUGGUCAGGAGUCUGAAGAAAGGCCUAACAAUCUCAGGUCAAGUGUGGGCAAAGUGACACAACAAGCUAUAGAUGAAGAAAUCAUUGACAAAUGGAACUCGGAAUGUGAUUCAAAGUCUUGGAAAAAAGGACAGAAGGAAAUCACAAAAAUGUUUUCUUCUGCAUCGUGUUUAAAUGGGAGCUUUCUUGAUAAAAGUUGUGACAAACAUUACCAAACCUCAACAAAACAGUCUGGCCUGGAUUAUUCACUCGUCCAAGGCGCAUUCCGGAAGCUGGCGAAAAAGGACAAAGUUUUGACUGAGGUUGAAGCUAUUGUCCAGCACACACUACUUCCCUCCCUGUAUGAGGAGCCCAUUGGAGUGGAGGGCUUGAGGGUCUACCUGGUUCUCCCUGAGCUCCUGAGGGUCCUUCACAAACAGCACAGAAGGACAGAUCUCACCGAAGCUGUUGCUGCUGCUAUCCUCAGACUGCACCCUGAAAAGCUGCAGGUCCUCGGUGACUGCUGGUCCUCAUUGAAGCCGUCUGUCAUGACCAAGCACAUUGGGGUGUGGAAGAAGGCCCUGUCGGGGAUUCUGAGGAGUGAACAUAUUCUACGCACUCGUGAUACUGGGAUCAAGCACCUGCUCCAGGUCCUCGGCCAUCUCCACAGAGCAAACCAGAAAUCCGUAGAGACCCAGACUGUUCCAGACAGUACCUUUUGUAUGGAGGAAGUUCACUUCAAUAGCAUAUUUCUAGCGGAGGAUGUAAAGCUUUGGCGUUUAUGGUCAAAGCAGGAUGUGGAUCAGACACCUGCCAUCUUUUGUUGUUACCCAUUCUUGAUGAAUCUGCAGAGCAAGAUACACGUUUUUAACAUCAACGCCACACUCACAAAGAAUCCCCCUAACAAUCCCCAAAGGACUGGCAUGUGGCCUUAUGACAUGUUCCUCGUGGCGGCGCCUGCUCCGUUCUUUGAGCUGAGACUGAAUAGAGCAUCACUCAUAGAAGACACUUUCCAUCAACUGAGUGUAGCAUAUCACAGUACCUUCAAGAGGUCCCUUGUGGUGUAUUUCGACGAGGACGCGAAGCUGACAGAUGUCUACAAAAGGGACUUCUUCCUCCAUUUGUUUGAUAAGCUGUUGGUACCCGAGUCUGGGAUGUUCAUGUACAACGACACUAAGACACUGGCCUGGUUCCCUGCAAAGCCUAGAGUGGAGGAGAAGCGUUAUUUCCUGUUUGGGGUUCUGUGUGGGAUGGCCCUGUACAACAACAACAUGGUGCACCUCCCCUUCCCCAUGGCCUUCUUCAAGAAGCUGGUGAACAUCAAUCCCUCUUUAGAGGACCUGAGAGAGUUUAGCCCCAUUGAAGCAGGGAGUUUGCAGUACAUCUUGGAUUACCCUGAUGAUGACGUUGAAAACAUGGACAUGACUUUCUCAGUGAUGUGGGGUGAUGUAGCGGUGGAACUUGAUCCCAAAGAAACUGGAAAACCCGUCACAAGUGCCAACAAGAAGGAGUUUGUUGACACCUAUGUGAACUACAUCUUCAACCAGUCAGUAGAGGUGGUGUUUGAAGAGUUCAGGAAAGGCUUCUUCAAGGUGUGUGACAAGGACGUGGUGGAGUUCUUCCAGCCAGAGGAACUGAGGGGAGUGAUGGUGGGGAAGGAGAAUUUCGACUGGGAAACGCUGAAACAGAACACUGUGUAUGAAGGAGAGUACCAUGCUGGGCAUCCCAACAUCGUCACAUUCUGGGAGGUGUUUGAGGAACUGACAGAGGAUCAAAAGAAAGCGUUCCUGUUGUUCCUGACUGGCUGUGAUCGUGUGCCCAUCCUGGGUAUGAACCAGAUCAGGAUGAGGGUCCAACCCCUUCUCAACUCCUCCCAACAGCAUUUCCCAGAGGCGCUGACCUGUCACUCUCUGUUGCAGCUGCCCAUCUACCCCUCCAAAGAGACACUACAGAGCAGGCUUAUAGAAGCUGUUGGCCACAACAGAGGCUUCUGGAAUGAAUAAUGGGUGUAUAAUGUUGCUGCUGUAUAUAGUCCUCUCCUGUGUUCAUCUUUUCAUUGCUCCAUAGUUGAGUUUUCAAAUCCUAACUUGAGAUCUGUGCGGUACUAUGACAUUAUCAUAUUGCAUUCACCUAAUUUUAUUAAAACAUUUAUAAAUCAAAAA